Arabidopsis lyrata subsp. lyrata is the source of this 1298-nucleotide messenger RNA. RefSeq names its product derlin-2.2. The record is from RefSeq and is a predicted model, not a curated record. NCBI's taxonomy places the organism in Eukaryota, Viridiplantae, Streptophyta, Magnoliopsida, Brassicales, Brassicaceae. Gene Ontology annotation, molecular function: misfolded protein binding; ubiquitin-specific protease binding. Bases 260 to 994 code for a protein of 244 amino acids. The transcript is spliced from 6 exons. Gene Ontology annotation, cellular component: Hrd1p ubiquitin ligase ERAD-L complex; endoplasmic reticulum membrane. Gene Ontology annotation, biological process: endoplasmic reticulum unfolded protein response.
AAUUAAACAAAUAUCGCAAAACUAUUUAUUUACACAUUUAAAUUUGUGUAUAUACAGACAAACGAAGAAGACGAAUCUCUCAGUUUCGAUUCGUUUCAAAGUUGUGCGUAGUUGAAAUUUGAAAUCUGAAACACUCAUUGCAAACACCAUUGAAGAAGAAGAAGCUUUCAUAGAUUCCGUUGGGUUCUAGGGUUUCGUGACGAUUGUGUUUUUGAUUGAUCGGAUCGAUUGCGAUUAAGGAGGUGGAAGAGAAGAAGAUAUGGCUCAGGCUGUAGAAGAAUGGUAUAAACAGAUGCCGAUUAUCACUCGCUCAUAUCUCACGGCGGCUGUUAUCACCACCGUCGGAUGUUCCCUCGAUAUUAUAUCUCCCUAUAACCUCUAUUUGAAUCCGACCCUUGUGGUGAAGCAAUACCAAUAUUGGCGUCUCGUUACAAAUUUUUUGUAUUUCCGGAAGAUGGAUUUGGACUUCAUGUUCCAUAUGUUCUUUCUCGCACGAUACUGCAAACUCCUUGAAGAAAACUCAUUCAGGGGAAAGACUGCUGAUUUCCUAUACAUGCUCCUAUUUGGAGCUUCUGUUCUAACCGGUAUUGUUCUACUCGGUGGAAUGAUACCGUACUUGUCUGCAUCAUUUGCUAAAAUCAUCUUCCUCAGCAACUCAUUAACUUUCAUGAUGGUAUAUGUAUGGAGCAAACAAAAUCCUUAUAUUCACAUGAGUUUCCUUGGUCUGUUCACCUUCACAGCAGCUUACCUACCAUGGGUGCUUCUUGGCUUCUCUAUCCUUGUUGGUGCCAGUGCUUGGGUGGAUCUUUUGGGUAUGAUAGCAGGUCACGCGUACUACUUUCUGGCUGAGGUCUAUCCACGAAUGACUAAUCGUCAUCCUUUAAAGACUCCAUCGUUCCUCAAAGCCCUAUUUGCAGAUGAACCAGUUGUGGUUGCACGGCCAGAAAAUGUGAGGUUUGCUGCUGCGCCUUUUGAUGAAAUCCACCAAGACUGAGUCUGAUCUUACACAUUUAGGUUUGGAACUCCAGAAUCAGUUUGGCUUGUUGAUCAUAUAUAUAUGGUAAAAAGGCAGAUGAUACACAAAGUCUAUUAACUCUGACACGCUAGUUGUGAAACCCACACACCCUAGUUUCUAGUAGUUGGGUGUGUUUUGGUUCCUUCCCUUUUCUCCCAUCUCUUUAUCUUGUUGUGUAUACAAAUAUGCUUUGCUCUUAGUGGUUAUGGAUAUGGACACUCAAAUUGUACACAGCCUCCAGCAAUGUCACAAUGUUUCAGGUCAAGGUUAUUUGUUUUAGCAA